AAAGUUUUCGGACCUAGAUACUGUUAUGUAAUCUUCGCAGAUACAGUUCUGUCCAAGUUCAGAAGUGAAAGAAAGGAGAGGAGAGAAAAAGGCCAUACAAGUUCUUGAGUCAAAGGGAAGCCAUCAUCAUGGCUAUGGCUAUGAAUGUUAGUCCAUGUUUUUGUGUUGCAAGUAAUAGGAGAUCAGGUAAUAGAGUGAGAGCUGUUGCCUCUGAGGAUCUUGUUUUUUCGAAGAUAAAGGAUGAUAAGGUGAAGUUAGGUGGGUCUGAUUUGGAGGUUACAAGGCUUGGAAUUGGUGCUUGGUCUUGGGGUGAUACCAGCUACUGGAACAACUUUGAAUGGGAUGAUAGGAAAAUGAAGGCUGCUAAAGCAGCUUUUGAUACAAGUGUUGAUUGCGGUAUAACUUUCUUUGAUACUGCUGAAGUUUAUGGAUCUAGGUUCUCAUUUGGAGCCAUAAAUUCCGAAACUCUUCUAGGAAGAUUUAUCAAGGAAAGGAAAGUAAAAGAUCCUGAAGUGGAGGUAGCUGUUGCAACCAAAUAUGCAGCAUUGCCAUGGAGGCUGGGACGUCAGAGUGUUCUAACUGCCCUUAAGGAUUCCCUCGAUCGCCUUGGACUUUCUUCGGUAGAGCUAUAUCAACUCCAUUGGCCUGGAAUAUGGGGAAAUGAAGGAUACAUUGAUGGUCUUGGGGAUGCUGUUGAGCAGGGUCUUGUGAAGGCUGUUGGUGUUUCAAAUUACAGUGCGAGCCGACUUCGUGAUGCUUACGAGAAGCUUAAGAAAAGAGGUAUUCCACUGGCUUCAAAUCAAGUGAAUUACAGCCUCAUAUACAGGGCACCUGAGGAGAAUGGUGUGAAGGCAGCCUGUGAUGAACUUGGGGUCACUUUGAUUGCAUAUUCUCCUAUUGCUCAAGGCGUUCUUACAGGAAAGUAUACACCAGAAAAUCCACCAAGUGGUCCUCGAGGCCAGAUUUACACUCCCGAGUUUCUAACAAAGCUCCAACCUCUGUUGAACAGAAUCAAAGAAAUGGGAGAGAACUAUAGUAAAACUAACACACAGGUGGUAUUGAACUGGCUAGUAGCCCAGGAGAAUGUCAUUCCGAUCCCAGGGGCGAAGAAUGCUCAACAGGCUGAGGAAUUCGCUGGUGCACUUGGUUGGAGACUUACCAGUGAAGAGAUCGAUGAGCUGCGCUCCUUGGCGAUGGAGAUAAAACCUGUAACCGGUUUCCCCGUUGAAAAGUUGUAAAUUUGCACAAGUAUAAGGAAAAGUAAAAUCACAUCAUAUACAACAAGUUACAAUAAUGAAGAAAUAGACUUUUCUGAUGCUA
This is a messenger RNA of Populus nigra (black poplar), 1320 nucleotides long. RefSeq lists its product as uncharacterized. Lineage: Eukaryota; Viridiplantae; Streptophyta; Magnoliopsida; Malpighiales; Salicaceae. Gene Ontology annotation, cellular component: cytoplasm. The transcript is spliced from 10 exons. The record is from RefSeq and is a predicted model, not a curated record. Bases 129 to 1238 code for a protein of 369 amino acids.